Penicillium maclennaniae is the source of this 5298-nucleotide messenger RNA. RefSeq names its product putative chitin synthase (gene csmB). The record is from RefSeq and is a predicted model, not a curated record. Gene Ontology annotation, cellular component: cell periphery; myosin complex; cell septum. The transcript is spliced from 4 exons. The coding region runs from base 1 to 5298 and encodes 1765 amino acids. Gene Ontology annotation, molecular function: chitin synthase activity; ATP binding; cytoskeletal motor activity. NCBI's taxonomy places the organism in Eukaryota, Fungi, Ascomycota, Eurotiomycetes, Eurotiales, Aspergillaceae.
AUGUCGAACCGCUACUCAGUCUUUUCCAACCAGUCCGCCGGACUUUCGGCUGGACCUCGGCCGGCCUCACAACAUGCUACGCAGGUCUCGACCACCACGCUGCUGAAUGCCCUCCACUCGUUUUACAGCGCUGGUCAGUCAUACCAGCUCGACGCGGGCACCAGCUUGGUGGUGAACACCUGGGUGACCGCCGGCACAACUCUCCCCGAUGGCCGCAGCGGCGCGACUGUUGACCGGGAUUUGGCCGUCCGGGCUUGGGAACACGCCCGGAGGCGAGCUGAGGAUGGUUGUGUGGUUCUUUGCUCACUCCACCAGUCUACCCCCUCACUGCUGGAACCAUUUAUUACGGCACUCCCUAUCCCCACUCCAGAUGUGGCAUUGACUGCUUUAGCCGCUUUGCGACCAUUCCUAUCCGCUGUCACCUCCUUUAACCCGUCAUAUUCGCUACACUCCGCCCUAUCAGCUUCCUACACCUUGACCCUUCAGGGUACAGUCGUGGGUCUUUCUCUGGCCUUGUCUAGCUCCGGCAUCAAUGUGCGCAAGGGUCUACUGGAAAUACCCAAGGAGGCGGGUUUCCGUGCAUUCGACGUUUUUUACUACCUCUUGACAUCUGCUUCCACGCCCGCUGAGCGUGAAUUCCUGGCUUUGCAAGAUCCUUCAACAUAUGCCUUGCUAAAUCGAUCUGGGACCUACUCACCUCCAACUUAUUUGCCUACAGCCGAUGACACAGCUUCGGCUGAAGAUUUCAGAGCUCACUUGAAGGCCCUUGGUAUCAAGGGAGCCUCCCAGCGAGGUCUGCUCACGGUCCUUGCAGGUCUCCUCAAGCUCGGUAACGCAGCUGGACUGGAGGUUGACCAAGAAGAGCUGGAGGAAGUCUGCGAAGAUGUAGGUGGUCUUCUGGGGGUUGACCCUGAGAUACUAUUGCACAAGUGCUCCACUGAUGAGCGCGAGAUCCUAAUUGCUGGGAUCUAUGAAGCUCUCGUGGACUGGGUGAUUGGCAAGGCAAACGAUGCCAUUGCAGCUGAGAUCCAGAUUGCACUAGAAAAUGACUCCAGCAACGGUGGUGCUGGUGCAGCUCACAUUGCUAACGAGGACACCGUCAGCCUGACUGUGGUCGACGUCCCGCGCCCAGCUCUUGGUAAAGCUAUCGCAAUGAGAGGAGUGUUUGAUGAUGACCUUGGUUUGAAUGCUGAGAUGAAAGAAGAUGGAAUCACUAUCCCGCCUGUCGGCCAGUCGGUCAUUAACGAAAUGAACACAGCAGUAGCCCAAGUCGAGACAGAUCUUGGUAUCACGACCGGGGCUGCUGGGCGGGAGCGGGAACAUGAUCUUGACAGACGUCAAGGAGUCUUAGAAAAGGUUGGAGUCGAAGUCGAGGCGGAUUCAUUCUUGCGCCAGUUGUUGUUCCCAGACGAGACCGAGGAAAUCUCUCUCGGCAAGCAUGGGCGCUUCGACCUUGCCACUACUCUCGGUAGCAGCCGUGUCUGGUACCAUCUCUCCAUUCACCCCACUGAUGACUUACCGGGUCAGCUCAAUUUGUCCUCUCCGGCUUGGUCCGCUGGUGCUGUGUCGCGCCAGCUGCGGGAUUGGCGACUCCCUGAGUGGGCCAAUCGUCGUCUCAAGCAGCUUGACUUUACUGCGGAUUUCGAUAUUGAGGAGUUCGAAGCUCGCUACGAACGGCUUGGCUGCACAGAAGGCCAAGAUGGCGUUGAAAACUGGAUUAUUGAACGAGGCUGGAGUAACGGCGACGCCGUCGUUGGCCACCAACGAAUCUGGAUGAGAGAGGGUGCGUGGUGGGAAGCAGAGUCCAUGUUAGAUCUGAAACCGGAUGCCACCCUCCAGAAUCCUUUCAUCUAUGGCGCUGCCAUGUAUGAGCCGGGUCUCACUCCAGACGGCCAUGCCGUUGGCGAGGGCACCAAUCUGCUGGGAAGCCAGAACGAUCUCCUCAUGCAACAAUCGAUGCUUGCCCCGAGCGUCAUGGGAGGCGCCAAGUCUAUUGCUCCUAGUGCACCCUUGACGCAUGCUGCUAGUCCUGGUGACUACGGUCUUGGCCACAAAGGUGACGACAACAAAGGAGAUAUUGCCUACUAUGAUGACUAUGGUCGGUAUAUUGGUGACCUCGAUCCCGAAUUCGGUGACCCGAAGCACAUUGAGAAAAAGAAGAUCACCUUCGGUCGCCGGGCAUGGACUGCUUUUGUCUGGGCCAUGACCUUCUGGAUUCCGUCUUUCUUGCUUCGCUACGUUGGUCGUAUGAAGCGUCCUGACGUUCGAAUGGCGUGGAGAGAGAAAGUUGUCUUGGUUUUCCUGAUCUUGCUCUUCAAUGCUGUUGUCUGCUUCUAUAUCAUGGCCUUCGGUGACCUUCUCUGUCCCAACAAGAACAAAGUUUGGAACAACAAGGAGGUUAGCUGGCAUACCCAAGACAAUAACUUCUUCGUCAGCAUUCAUGGCCGGGUGUAUGACAUUUCCAAAUUCUGGAAACAGCAACACAGUGAUGACGGGACCGACACAACGUCUUCCAACAUGAAACAGUUUGCUGGCUUGAAUCUAGAUGCCUACUUCCCCCCACCUCUGACAGUGUAUUGCUCGGACUACGUCAAGAGUGAAUCGAUCAAUUUGUCGAAUAAUGACACCACUGCCGUCUCGGACGUCAGCGCUGUACAUUCGUCUGGACCUGUCAACAAACCAAGUCCUACCACGGCCCUGCACAAAAUUACCUGGUAUCAAGAUAUUUUCCUGCCCAAAAUCGCGGAAUACUACAAGGGCGAGCUGGUUUGGACCAGAGAUACUGUCAUGAAACAAGCGAACGAUGACUCUCGUUAUUGGGUCAUCAAAGAUAAAAAGAUCUAUGAUCUCACAGACUACAUCUACACAGUCUCACUCGAGAAUAAUCUCUCAUCCUAUGAUUUCUUGCCAGACGCGGUGACCAAGCUCUUCAAGGAAAACAUGGGAGAAGAUGUGACAGACAAGUGGCCGGAUACGGAAGAUUUUCGAAAGGUCCAGACGUGUCUGGACUAUGUCUUUUACAAAGGCAAGGUCGACUUCCGAGAAGAUGCUCGCUGCACAGUCAAUAACUGGAUUCUUCUGACCUUCACUAUUCUGAUUUGUUGCGUUAUCGGUGUGAAGUUCUUGGCGGCUCUGCAAUUGGGAUCUAAACGUCGCCCCUCACCACAGGACAAGUUCGUCAUCUGCAUGGUUCCCGCUUACACAGAAGGAGAAGAUUCUUUGCGAAAGGGUCUCGACUCCCUCACUGCCCUUCAAUACGACAACAAGAGAAAGCUGAUCUUCGUCAUCUGUGACGGUAUGAUUGUCGGUGGUGGAAAUGACCGUCCGACACCCAAGAUUGUCCUUGACAUUCUGGGAGUAGAUCCCAAGAUGGACCCGCCUGCUCUGCCUUUCAGAUCCGUCGGUCAGGGCAGUGAACAGCUCAACUACGCCAAGAUUUACUCUGGCCUAUACGAAUAUGAGGGCAAUGUUGUGCCCUACAUCGUCGUGGUCAAGGUCGGCAAAGAAUCCGAACAAAGAAAAUCGAAGCCAGGUAACCGUGGUAAGCGAGACUCGCAAGUACUUCUGAUGCAUUUCUUGAAUCGCGUUCACCACCGUGGCCCAAUGUCACCCAUGGAGCUCGAGAUCUUCCAUCAAAUCAACAACGUCAUUGGUGUGGACCCGGAGCUGUACGAGUAUUGCUUCAUGGUCGACGCCGAUACCACUGUCAAGGAAGAUUCGUUGAAUCGUUUGGUGGCGGCUUGCGCUGCCGAUGCUAAAAUUGCGGGUAUUUGUGGUGAGACCAGUCUUGCAAACGAGGAGCGCACUUGGUGGACCAUGAUUCAGGUCUACGAAUACUACAUCUCGCAUCAUUUGUCCAAAGCCUUCGAGUCGCUGUUCGGCAGUGUGACUUGUCUUCCCGGAUGUUUUACUAUGUACCGUCUUCGAACCGCGGAUAAGGGCCGGCCUCUGAUCAUUGCCGACAAGGUUGUUGAGGAAUACGCGGAUAUUGAUGUCGACACUCUCCACAAGAAAAACUUGUUGUCGCUGGGAGAGGAUCGAUUCUUGACGACUCUAAUGACCAAGCACUUCCCGACUAUGCGGUAUAAGUUCCUCCCGGAUGCCUACGCAAGUACAGCCGCUCCUGAGACAUGGGGUGUGCUUAUGUCUCAACGUCGUCGUUGGAUUAAUUCGACCAUUCACAAUUUGGUGGAGCUGGCUGCUCUCAAGGAUCUUUGCGGUUUCUGCUGCUUCAGUAUGCGCUUCGUCGUACUCGUGGAUCUCUUGGGAACAGUCAUCUUGCCCGCUACGUGUGUCUACUUGGGAUACCUGGUCUACCGUGUCGCUAGCGACACUGGUCCAUUCCCCUUGAUUUCAAUCAUUAUGCUUGCCGCUAUCUACGGUCUUCAAGCAAUAAUUUUCCUCAUUAAGCGCCAGUGGCAGCACAUUGGAUGGAUGAUCAUUUAUCUCCUCGCCUUCCCCAUCUACAGUUUCGUCUUACCGCUGUACUCUUUCUGGAAGCAGGACGAUUUCACCUGGGGUAGCACCCGCGUGGUCAUCGGUGAAAAGGGGGACAAGCGUGUCAUUGCAGUGGAGGAUGAAGCCUUCGACCCUCGCAGCAUUCCUUUGCAGCGUUGGGACGACUACGCGCUGGCCAACAAUCUCCCUGGCCGCCGUGGUGAAAUUAGCCAAGAGAAGGGCUUCACCGGUCGUUACGAUGAAAUGGCCAUGGAGAUGGACGACAUGCACUCUCAGUACUCGUCCGUCAAGCCAGCCUCGACAAUUUUGACCGGUUUCCCUGGCCAUGGUCGUCAAUCUGGUCUCUACAUGCCUCCGCAGUCACCUGCGCCUUAUGCAGGACACAAUAUGCCUGGAAACCGCAAUUCGCACAUGUCCCACUUCUCCCGCUACACCGAUCUACCUCAAAUGGGUGGCGGACAUGCUGCACCAGCUUCUCGCCCGAUGUCUGUCGCCAACCUCGGUGGUUACCAAGACCACCCGGGCCACCAGAGCCGUCACAGUCUUGGUGUCGUAAGCACUGACAACCUCCUGGCCGGACGGGCUCGUAGUCCGAUGGCUCAAUACCCCCCUUCGCGACCUGCGAGCACCGCUUUUGACUUCCGUGCUGCUAGUGGCAGUGGUCCCGAUGAGGGAUCCAUCACCGAAGCCAUUCGCGGAUGUCUAGCAGAGGUGGACCUCGACACAGUCACUAAGAAGCAGGUCCGCGUCCUCGUUGAACAGCGUCUCCAAACCUCACUCGCUGGUGACAAACGAGCCUUCCUGGACCGCCAGAUUGACCACGAGCUGGCGAACAUGUGA